AUGGGUGUGAGUGAUACACCUACCCUGGAUAAGCACCUCAGCAGACAGCAGGAGACCAGGACACCGGUGGUUGCCAAGAACAAAGACCUAUUGAUCCUCACCUAUGGAGCUCUGGUUGCCCAACUGUGUAAGGAUUAUGAAAAAGAGGAAGAUGUGAACAAAUACUUAGAUAAAAUGGGAUAUGGCAUUGGAACACGGCUGGUGGAAGACUUUUUGGCUCGGUCCAGUCUAAGAAGAUGCCACAGUUAUUCAGAAGUUACACAUAUAAUUGCUGAGGUUGCUUUUAAGAUGUAUUUGGGAGUUACACCAAGUGUGACCUGUAAAAACUCAAGCAGAAAUGAAUUUUCACUGAUUCUGGACAAGACUCCUCUAUCGGAAUUUGUGGAAAUGCUCCCUGCUGGGCGGUCUUCUCUGUGCUACUGCAGUUUACUCUGUGGCAUCAUCAGAGGGGCCCUGGAAAUGGUUCAUUUGGCUGCUGAUGUCACAUUCUUGCAAGACAAACUGAAAGGUGAUAGUGUGACGGAAAUAGGAAUAACAUUUUUAAAACAGCCAGAGGAGAAAAAGUACAGAUGGAAACAAUAA
This is a messenger RNA of Octodon degus (degu), 582 nucleotides long. Its product is annotated as trafficking protein particle complex subunit 3-like protein. Gene Ontology annotation, cellular component: TRAPP complex; cytosol; cis-Golgi network membrane. Lineage: Eukaryota; Metazoa; Chordata; Mammalia; Rodentia; Octodontidae. Bases 1 to 582 code for a protein of 193 amino acids. Gene Ontology annotation, biological process: endoplasmic reticulum to Golgi vesicle-mediated transport; intra-Golgi vesicle-mediated transport. The record is from RefSeq and is a predicted model, not a curated record. The transcript is spliced from 4 exons.